AUGAAGAAAGGGGAGAGUCGUGGCAAGAGGGCGAGUGCCGAGGAGGUGAAGUCGGAGUCGGAGAAAGGGGAGGCAACGAUGCAAGACGAAGGUGAAGCAGGGGAUGCGUUGGUGGCGGCGGAAUCCAUGGCACCGACACAGAUCGACGUGAGGAUGGACGUGACACUCCUCCAUUGCCAGGGCUGCCUUCUCCCCCUCAAGCCCCCGGUGUUCAAGUGCGAUGCCGUAGGGCACGUGGUGUGCUACUACUGCCGUGCCGGGCACCGCGCCGUCUGCAGCCGUGCCAACACCCACUGCGGCCAGCUGGACAAGGUGGUCGGCGCCGCCAAGGUGCCAUGCCCCUACAAGGCGUUCGGCUGCGAGCGCUACGUGGUGUUCCACGAGGCCGCGGACCACCAGCGCGUGUGCCAGUGCGCGCCCUGCACCUGCCCGGAGUCCGCAUGCGCCUUCGUGGGCUCCCGCGCAAUGCUGGUCGACCACUUCGCCGCCGAUCACCAGCGCCCCGCCGUCAUGGUCCGCUAUGGCCGGUCUUGGAGCCUGAGCUUCUCCCUGUCGCACGGCUGGCACCUGCUUGUCGGGGAGGAGGACCGCUGCGUGUUCCUCGUCUCCCUCCGCCCGCUCGGUCCGGGCACCGUCGUGUCACUGAUGUGCCUCAGGCCAGACGGUGAGGCUGAGACGGGGCCCCGGUUCUGGUGCAAGCUCUCCAUUGAGCACCGUAGCGGCGACAAGGACUACGACCUAGUUCUCAUGACCUCGCCGGUGAUCAGCAAUGCGCUGUCCACGUGCGCGCCGGCGUUGGGCCAGGGGAUGUUCUUGGUGGUGCCCCAGGAGCUGCUCUCCGGCGACACGCUCACCCUCAGCGUCCGCAUCGAUCUGAUCCCACCUGCCGCCGCCGCUCCCAAGUCAACUACACCGCAGGCCAGGGCGCCGAGGAGGAUGCAGUGAAGUAUGUUGUUUAUCUCCUUCAUGUUAUGGACCAUUAGUAUGAUUAGUGUA
This is a messenger RNA of Aegilops tauschii subsp. strangulata, 996 nucleotides long. RefSeq names its product putative E3 ubiquitin-protein ligase SINA-like 6. The record is from RefSeq and is a predicted model, not a curated record. Gene Ontology annotation, molecular function: zinc ion binding. Lineage: Eukaryota; Viridiplantae; Streptophyta; Magnoliopsida; Poales; Poaceae.